Molecule: messenger RNA, 744 nt
Organism: Orycteropus afer afer
Lineage: Eukaryota; Metazoa; Chordata; Mammalia; Tubulidentata; Orycteropodidae
Source: RefSeq, a predicted model, not a curated record
AUGCCGCUUCCCGACGCCAUGUUCUGCGCGCAGCAGAUCCGCAUCCCCCCCGAGCUGCCCGACAUCCUGAAGCAGUUCACCAAGGCCGCCAUCCGCACGCAGCCCGCCGACGUGCUGCAGUGGUCCGCGGGCUAUUUUUCAGCUCUGUCUCGUGGGGACCCUCUUCCUGUGAAGGACAGACUUGAGAUGCCUGUGGCCACACAAAAGAAUGAUACGGGCCUGACGCAGGGGCUCCUGAGUGUCCUACACAAGCAGGGACUGGGCACAGCAGCAGGAGGCGCUGUCCUGCCCCGCGCAGCCCCACGGCCCGGCCCCAUCGCUGCAGGCGCCUGUCAGUCCCUCUCGGCUGUGCAGACGGGCGCACGGACAGACACGUGUCGGCUGGCCCGUCCGAGCCUGGCCCUGCUGCCUGCUGUCUGCGGAGGGCUGAGGCAGGCGGGUCUCCCUGCCCCUCUGCAGUUGCCAAGCCGACUCAGCAGCUCAGCCUCUGGGCCCUUCCCUGGCUGCCUGCUGGCCUCUCCCUCCGUGCAGUCUCGCCGUGAACGGUCCCCAUGCUCUCGGGCUGCACAGCAGGUCUGUGGUGACACAAGACCCAAGAGGGGCUUCCGCGAGGAGGAACCUUUGUCGAAUGUUUGGAGGCCAGCAGUGCACGCGGGGCGCCGGCCCUGGGGAGGCUCCGCCCUGCUCGGCGGCCCUGGGCUCCUGGACGUCGACACCGGCGUCUUCCUCAUCUUCCUCGUGUGA